Alternaria postmessia is the source of this 1059-nucleotide messenger RNA. RefSeq lists its product as uncharacterized. NCBI's taxonomy places the organism in Eukaryota, Fungi, Ascomycota, Dothideomycetes, Pleosporales, Pleosporaceae. The record is from RefSeq and is a predicted model, not a curated record. Gene Ontology annotation, cellular component: endoplasmic reticulum. Gene Ontology annotation, biological process: peptidyl-proline hydroxylation to 4-hydroxy-L-proline. Gene Ontology annotation, molecular function: L-ascorbic acid binding; procollagen-proline 4-dioxygenase activity; iron ion binding. Bases 1 to 1059 code for a protein of 352 amino acids. The transcript has 3 exons.
AUGACGCGACGCAAUCGAGAAGCAAAGAGACUCAUAGACAACGCAAUGCCGUCGUUGAUGGAAAACAAGUCAAGGCUUGGUGGCAAUUAUACCACAAAAGCUUUCCUCUCGUUCUCCAUCCCUCUUUCAGCUGUUCUCGCUUUGUACUUGGGUUUUCGGCAGCCACUCCUUCCUGUACUGCGUUCAUACUUGCCCAGGCGACUUGAUGUGUAUCUCCCUGCUAGGUUAUGGGAGGCUACGCCAGCAGUCAACUUGGACGGAACUCUAAGCCCAGGGGAUUUACUGAAAGCGUGCGAAGGCCACCAAUACACGACCGAGAUCAUAUCUCUCGAUCCUCUCCUGAUCUAUAUCAACAACUUCACGUCUGCGCAGGAAGCAGAAGAGCUCAUCAAACUUGGCUCCCCAGAAUUUGCCGAAUCCUUCAUCAGCCGUUCACGAGGCAGUACCCAACGCGUCACAGGCCGCACCUCUCAGUCUGCGCCCCUCCCUAUGAAUGAUCCGCUAGUCUUGUGUCUUCUGAGCCGCGCACGAAAGUUCAUGGGCUCUAUGCUCCUCCCCUCGGAACCCUUCAGUAUUCCGCAACUCGUACGGUACUUCCCUAGCCAAAAGUACGACCUACAUACAGACUUCUGGCCUGAACACCAGAUCACUAGUCUCGAAGAUGGCAAGCAGGUAUACUUCAAUCGCAUCGCUUCAUUUUUCGUUUUCCUACGCGACAAUUGUACAGAGGGUUAUACGUACUUUCCUCUUGUCGAACCUUCGUUGCCCAACAUCCUGGAUGGUACAUACAAUGACAGGAUAGCGCAAGGUGAGAUGAACGGAGAAGCCAAGGGCAUCAAAUUCAAGCCGAUGCGGGGGAACGCGGUGUUUUGGGUUAAUCUGGAUAAAGACGGAAAGGGUGAUCGGAGGGUAGUGCAUGCCGGACUCCCGGUGGACGAAGGAGAGAAGAUUGGGCUGAACAUAUGGCCAAGGAAAUACUUUGGCUAUGUUGAUGGCGGCGAUGAGGACAGGGAAGGGAUGGCGACAAAGGAGGGGUGGAGUGGGAGAUGGAAAGACUGA